Messenger RNA from Psammomys obesus (fat sand rat), 5472 nucleotides. It is a transcript of the gene Arhgef28, whose product is annotated as Rho guanine nucleotide exchange factor 28. The coding region runs from base 131 to 5302 and encodes 1723 amino acids. The transcript is spliced from 37 exons. Gene Ontology annotation, molecular function: guanyl-nucleotide exchange factor activity. Gene Ontology annotation, biological process: cell morphogenesis; regulation of Rho protein signal transduction. The record is from RefSeq and is a predicted model, not a curated record. NCBI's taxonomy places the organism in Eukaryota, Metazoa, Chordata, Mammalia, Rodentia, Muridae.
CCGGCUUCCCCGCUGCGGGCGACGCUGGCCCGCGGGUCGCCCUCGGCAGGCCGCGGGGACAGCGCCUGGCCAGGGUUCCGGGCGCUCCCGAGCCACAGCUGCAGCCAUCCCAUUAGUCUGCAUUAAUGAGAUGCUAUUGAAGAGUUACUGUGUUGUUUCCUUUCUCAACUUCAGACACGUCCUCAAUGCGGGAGCCAUGGAGUUAAGCUGCAGUGAAGUCCCACUUUACGGACAGAAGACGGUCUGUGCAAAGUUUGGCAAAAAUGUUUACCUUCCUGAAGACGCUGAGUUUUACUUUAUUUAUGACGGGUCGCAUCAGAGGCACGUGGUGAUUGCUGAGCGCGUCGAGGACAACGUUCUCCAGUCCAGCAUCCCAGGCCACUGGCUUCAAGAGACAGUGACAGUGUCCGUGUGCCUCUGCUCAGAAGGGUACUCCCCCGUGACUAUGGGCUCUGCCUCAGUGACCUAUGUAGACAACAUGGCCUGCAGGCUGGCUCGUCUGCUGGUCACUCAAGCUGACCGACUCACGGCCUGUAGUUACCAGACGCUGCUGACCCCGUUUGCCCUGACAGCGGAAGCGCUGCCCGCCUUGGAUGAGGAGCUCGUGCUGGCUCUGACCCAACUGGAGCUGCCUUUGGGCUGGACAGUCCUGGGAAAUUCCUCACUUGAAGUGUCUCCACACAGAGAAUCUCUACUGCACCUGGCUGUGAGAUGGGGCCUGCCCAAGUUUCUCCAGUUCCUCUUGUGUCUCCCUGGAGGAGUCAAGGCCUUGGAGCUACCCAAUGAAGAAGGCAGCACACCAUUAGACUUAGCUUUGCGUGGUGGACACUCCACGCUGGUGGAAGGCAUCACAGGUUUUCAGGAGAGGCGGUCCCCAGCCUUCUCUCGACUGCAUCUCAACGAAGAUGCCUCUCUGCAGUUAGUUCAUUCAUCAGAAACAUUGACUCUGACUGUAAACCACACAGCCGAGCAUCUGUUGGAGGCAGAUAUCAAACUCUUCCGGAAGUACUUUUGGGACAGGGCCUUUCUUGUCAAGGCUCUUGAGCAAGAAGCCAAGACAGAGGAGAGAGCAACCAUGCCUUCUGGAGCUGCAGAAGCUGAAGAAGAGGUUAAGAAUUUGGAGUCUGGCAGCUCACCAUUGGAGGAGGACGAUGGAAAGGGCCUCAAAAGCCAGGUGGAUGGACUAAGUGAACCUGAAGAUCAGGACCGCCUAGAUUUGGAUCACUCCUUUGAUGACCUCAAAAAAUCCAAGCAUGGCCCAAUGUCUCUUGCUGCAGGCCAGUUCUCUGACGUGCUGAACGGGGGUGAUGAAGUCUAUGCUAACUGUAUGGUGAUUGACCAGGUUGGUGAUUUGGACAUCAGCUAUAUUAAUAUAGAGGGACUCUCCACCCAUACCAGCCCCGAAUCCAUGAGGUCCACUCUGGGGCCUCAGGCUUGCAAGCACAUCCUUCCUCCCAACACUGGUCCCUGUGGGCAUCCUCUUGGUGAGGACAUCGAGGAGACAGUGAACACUGCGACGCCACAGCUCUGUCUGUCACCAGCCAGUUCUCACACUUCCAGCUUGAACCUUUCAUUUGGUCUUCAUGAAUUUGAAAAGGAGCAGAGUCAUCUCAAGAAAAGAAGUUCUAGCCUGGAUGCCCUGGUUGCCGACAGCGAAGGAGAAGAGCGCUCUGAGGCCCCCAUCCGCUAUGCCUCCGGGUCUCAGAGUUCCCCGAGAACUGGGCUUCCCAGUGGAGACGAAAUGGACUCUUUUGAGACCAACACCGAACCAGAUUGUAAUAUCUCCAGGACCGAAUCACUUUCUCUGUCAAAUAAUCUGCAUUCCAAGGAGUCCUUGCUCUCCGGAAUCCGAUCACGCUCGUAUUCCUGCUCAUCUCCCAAAAUCUCUUCAGGAAGAUCCCGGCUAGUGCGUGAUUUCACAGUGUGCAGCUCCAGUGAAGAACAGAGAUCUUACAGUUUUCCGGAGCCACCAGGAGAAAAAAGGAUUCAGGAAGAAGAAUGGGAUGAAUACAUCAUUCCUGCCAAAUCAGAGUCUGAAAAGUACAAAGUGAGCCGAACUUUCAGCUUCCUCAUGAACAGGAUGACCAGCCCUCGGAACAAAUCUAAGAUGAAAAACAAGGACACGAAGGACAAAGAAAAGCUGAACCGACAUCAGUUUGUCCCGGGAACGUUCUCCGGGGUUCUGCAGUGUUCGGGCUGCGACAAAACUCUCUUGGGGAAGGAGUCACUCCAGUGUGCGAACUGUAAGGCAAACGCACACAAGGGCUGCAAAGAUGCUGUGCCUCCAUGUACCAAGAAAUUCCAAGAGAAAUACAACAAGAACAAACCACAAACCAUCCUUGGAAGCUCUUCAGUUAGAGACGUCCCACAGCCUGGGCUCUCCUUGCACCCUUCCUCCUCCAUGCCCAUCGGACUCCCAGCUGGCAGGAAGGAAGCUGCAGGGCAGGUGCACCCGCUGUCCAGAAGCGUCCCGGGCACCACUUUGGAAAGCUUCAGGAGGUCAGUGACAUCCUUGGAGUCUGAGGGUGACAGUAACAGCUGGAGAAGCAGGUCUCAUUCAGAUGAGCUGUUCCAGUCUAUGGGCUCAUCUCCUUCCACGGAGUCAUUCAUGAUGGAAGAUGUUGUGGAUUCCUCUCUGUGGAGUGACCUCAGCAGUGAUGCUCAGGAGUUUGAAGCAGAGUCUUGGAGUCUUGUGGUGGACCCUUCCUUCUGCAGUAAGCAGGAGAAAGAUGUCAUCAAAAGACAGGAUGUCAUUUUUGAGCUGAUGCAGACAGAGGUACAUCACAUCCAGACCCUGCUCAUCAUGUCUGAGGUCUUCAGGAAGGGCAUGAAGGAGGAGCUGCAGCUGGACCACAGCACAGUGGACAAGAUCUUCCCCUGCUUAGAUGAGCUGCUGGAAACCCACAGGCAUUUCUUCUUCAGCAUGAAGGAGCGCAGGCAGGAAUCCUGCACUGACAAUGACAGGAAUUUUGUGAUCAGCCGGAUUGGAGAUAUUCUGGUGCAACAGUUUUCAGAAGAAAAUGCAAGUAAAAUGAAGAAGAUCUAUGGAGAAUUCUGCAGCCAUCACAAAGAAGCCAUGAGCCUCUUUAAAGAGCUCCAACAGAACAAAAAGUUUCAGAAUUUUAUUAAGAUCCGAAAUAGCAACCUUUUGGCUCGCCGCCGAGGAAUCCCAGAGUGCAUCCUGCUUGUCACCCAGCGCAUCACAAAAUACCCAGUCUUGGUGGAGAGGAUCCUGCAGUACACAAAGGAAAAGACUGAAGAACACAAAGACCUGUGCAAAGCUCUUGGUUUAAUUAAAGACAUGAUCGCAGCCGUGGAUCUAAAAGUCAGCGAAUAUGAGAAGAACCAGAAAUGGCUUGAGAUCCUGAAUAAAAUUGAGAACAAAACGUACACAAAGCUAAAAAAUGGCCACGUGUUUAGAAAGCAGGCCCUGAUGAGCAAAGAAAGGGCUGUCCUGCACCACGGCCUUGUUUACUGGAAAACCGCUACAGGCCGUUUCAAAGAUAUCCUAGCUCUGCUUCUAACGGAUGUGCUGCUCUUCUUACAAGAGAAAGACCAGAAGUACAUCUUUGCAGCUGUUGACCAGAAGCCUUCAGUCAUCUCCCUUCAGAAGCUUAUUGCCAGAGAGGUUGCUAAUGAGGAGAGAGGCAUGUUUCUGAUCAGCGCUUCAUCAGCCGGUCCCGAGAUGUAUGAAAUCCACACCAAUUCCAAGGAGGAACGAAAUAACUGGAUGAGGCGGAUCCAGCAGGCAGUAGAGAGUUGUCCAGAAGAGGAAGGAGGAAGGACAAGUGAGUCUGAUGAAGAGAGGCGAAAAGCUGAAGCCAGGGUGGCCAAAAUUCAGCAAUGUCAAGAAAUACUCAGCAACCAAGACCAGCAGAUUUGCACGUACCUGGAAGAAAAGCUGCACAUCUAUGCUGAACUUGGGGAACUGAGUGGCUUUGAGGAUGUCCAUCUGGAACCCCAUCUGCUCAUCAAACCUGACCCCGGAGAGCCUCCCCAGGCAGCCUCCCUGCUGGCAGCAGCCCUGAAAGAAGCCGAGAGUCUGCAGGUUGCUGUGAAGGCUUCAAAGAUAGGCGAUGUAAGCCAGACAUCUGAAGAAGGCUCUGGAGGCGCUGUCCUGACUGACAUGCCCGGGUCACAGGAUGUGCCAGCAUCGCCAACUGCUUCACUAGUCACAGAAGGGACAGAAGGAAGAGGCUGCUGGGAUGUGGAUCCCGGGCUCCAGGGUGUGGUAACGGACUUGGCGGUCUCUGAUGCAGGGGAGAAGGUCGAAUAUAGAAGUUUCCCAGGGUCUUCACAGUCAGAGAUUAUACAAGCGAUACAGAAUUUAACCCGUCUCCUCUAUAGCCUUCAGGCUGCCUUGACCAUCCAGGACAGCCACAUUGAGAUCCACAAGCUGGUUCUACAGCAGCGGGACAGCUUGGCCCCCACCCAUCCCUUCCGAGGUGGCCCCUUCCAGGACCAGGAGAAAUCGCGCUACCUGGAGAAGCAGCGUGAAGAGUUGGCCAACAUCCACAAGCUUCAGCAGCAGUUCCAGCAGGAGCAGCGGCGCUGGCGCCGCACCUGCGACCAGCAGCAGCGCGAACAGGAAGCCCAGGAGAGCUGGCUGCAGGCGCGGGAGCAUGAGUGCCAGUCACAAGAGGACCUGCUUCUGCGCCACCGUAGUGAGCUGGACCACCAGCUCCAGGAGUACCAGCAGAGCCUGGAGCGGCUGCGGGAGGGCCAGCGGUUGGUGGAGAGGGAGAGACAGAGGAUGCGUGUCCAGCAGGGUCUGCUGGGUCACUGCAAGCACAGUCGCCAGAGGAGCCUCCCUGCCGUCUUCUCUCCAGGGACCAAGGAGGUAGUGGAACUUAAUCGAGCUGAGAGUUUGUGUCAUGAGGAUUCACUUUUCAUCAAUGAAGCUUUAAUACGCAUGUCACUUAACACUUCCAAUUCACCAAAUCCACCAAGUGUCUCCUGGGAUGCUCACCCCCCAGCUGUCUCUCAUGUUGAUUUGGUAAGGACCAGUGACAAUCAAACAGAACUGGAGCUAGACAUUUCUCGGUCUUCAGAUGUGAACCAUGAACUCUGGACAGCAGCAGGGCUGGGUCAUCAGAUACCUGCUCCCCAAGAAAACAGCGCGGAUUCUUGUGAAAAUGAUUUGGACUCCUUCCAGAGUGAAUCCCUAGAUCCCCAGGACUCAAAUCAACAUGGCCCUCAGCCACAGACACUCAUAUCAGAAGCAAAACUUACUCUCCCAAUGGUGACCAGACACGGUGGGGGUGCCGGAGACGGAGCUGAAGAAAGCAUUGUUUACCUCUGAUGUGUGGUCAUUUUUUUUUCCCAAGAAAACAAACAAAACCACUGGCACUUUGUGGCCCAGUCCUUGUGUGUGAUUCUCUAUGCCCAAAUUGCUUUAAGGAGAAUAUUUAAUAUUUCAUGCAUGUUCAAUCUUUAGCAUGAGUCUAAUAAUUAAAUUAUUUCUAAAAACCA